This is a messenger RNA of Callorhinchus milii (elephant shark), 2840 nucleotides long. RefSeq names its product MICAL-like protein 2. The record is from RefSeq and is a predicted model, not a curated record. Gene Ontology annotation, molecular function: protein binding. The transcript is spliced from 15 exons. NCBI's taxonomy places the organism in Eukaryota, Metazoa, Chordata, Chondrichthyes, Chimaeriformes, Callorhinchidae. The coding region runs from base 57 to 2630 and encodes 857 amino acids.
UCUCUGUGUGUGUGUUCCCUGUCUGUGUCAGUGUGUUCUCCCUCUCUGGCUAAGCCAUGGCUGCUAUCAAAGCUCUCCAGUUGUGGUGUAAGAAACAGUGUGAGGGGUACAGUGGCGUUCAAAUCACCAACAUGACCAGUUCGUGGCGAGAUGGACUGGCUUUCUGUGCCAUUAUCCACCACUUCAGACCAGAUCUCAUAAACUUUGAUUCUCUUAAGAAGGAGAAUGUCUAUGAGAAUAACAAGAUGGCGUUCCAGCUGGCGGAGGAGAUGCUGGGAAUCCCGGCUCUGCUGGACGCAGAGGACAUGGUGGCCUUAAGGGUGCCGGACAGGCUGAGCAUCCUGACCUACGUCUCUCAGUAUCACAACUACUUCACAGGCCGAUCACCCAUCGGUGGUUUGGCGUGUAUCAAGCGACCGGCCUCGGAGCCCAGCGAGGAGCCGGUGCAGAAGAAGGCCACCCCCGAGACCAAGCCCAAACUCCCCAAGAACCUGCCCGUCUCCCCCGCAGGCCCGGGAGCCAAGUCCCCGCUGUCGAGCAAGCAGGAAGUUGUCAGCGCUGGGGACCGGAGUAUAAGCAGCAACUGUGCCCUCUGCAGAAAAUCCGUGCUCCUGGUCCAGAGGUACCUGGUCGAUGGGAGCCUUUACCACAGAAACUGCUUCAGGUGUAAGCAAUGCUCCAAUGUGCUGAUGGCCGGGGCCUACAAGCCGGGGCCAGAGCCGGGAACCUUCAUCUGCAUCAACCACCAGAGCCGAGCCGGGGGCCGCGAGACCGGCAACCCCCCUCCCAGGCCAGGCUGGGCCCCGGGCCCCAGGGAAUCGGCGACCGGCCCCACCGUCAACCGUCCGGUAACCGGCCAAAUCAACAGGCCCACCAUCCCGGCUCAGGCCUCGGGAACGCCGAAAAUCCGACCAGCCGUCUCCAAGCCGGAGACUCCGACCGGAGCGGGAGCGGAGAGAACGUGGGCAGCCAAACAGAAGUUUCUGGUUGCGGAAACGCCGGGGAAAUUGUCACCUUCUCCCUCGAGCUGCGUGACCCCCAGUGGCCCCAGGACAGGACGGGGGUCUCACUCCCCCCCUGCAGCCCAGCGAGGAGGUGGUCUGGGUUCGGACACUGCCAGCCCCAAGACCCCACAGGGGACGGAGCCGGACAAGGAGAAAGCCCGUGGGUUUCUGCUCCGGACGCUGAGUGAUGUCCACCCCUCGCGGCUUCGAGCCGAACGCGUCAACACUCCGCUGCCAAACACCACCAAGACUCCCACCGACCCGCUCCCCCCCGGCAAGCUCCCCUGGACCCGACCAGCCUCCUCCCUGGUCCCGGAGCCCGAGCCCCGAGUUCCCAAAACCCCCCGAGCCGAGGAAGCCAGGACACCCGCCCGCACCCAGCUCAACCGCACCGCCAGCGUGACCGACAGUCGGCAAGGCAAAGGAAGCUCCAUGUGCAGCCCGCUGCCCAGCCCCGGGGGCAACGAAACCGAGUCACCAUCUGACUGGAGGUCGCGGCUGAAACCCGUCCAAAAGAACCGCAGCUUCAGCUCGGUGGAUGUGCAGAUCAGCUCCUCUGGUAGGAUGGACGUCAAGAAGCCGGAAGCCGCCGUGACAAAGCCUGCUGUUGUCUCCCCUCCCGAGCGGAGCACAACCGUCAACAUUCCCGGCAGGCGCGUGCCUCCCGUUCCGAUUGUGAAUCCGCUCCCGAAGCCGAGCGUGGGAACUCCCGGGAAGGAGUUGGAGAUCACCUUCACUAUCCAAGCCGGGUCGGUGAGUCCGAGCUCGGACAAACCGGCUCAGAAGAAGAGAACGGUGCUGACUCCGGACGCCAGCCUCCGGGACGAGGCGAAGGGGAGCCUGCUGUCUCCCAGCGGAGCCGACGAGGAGGAGUCCGGGAAGAUGUCUCCAGCUCUCGGAGGCAGCUACUCUCCCGCCCUGGACCGGAUCAAGAAAGAACUACCGGGAAAAAAGAGCUGGGUACAAGGGAAUAUGGCCCGGGAUCGAUUCUUUGCAGACAUGCAACCCCCCAGCGAGGAUAAAGCCGGCCAACUAACCCCCGCCAGCCCGGACAUGAAUUCGCACCAGGCACAGACUCGCCCCGGCUACAUCCCAGAGGAGCAGAUCCAGAAGGAGUUGGGGGAGCUGGGAAGCCAGCUGGACCAGCUGGAGCACAGGGGGGUGGAACUUGAACCACAGCUCCGCAGCUGUGAGGGAGAUGAGCGGGAAGACGAGCUGAUGGCCGAUUGGUUCAAACUGAUCCAUGAGAAGCAGCUGUUACUGAGGCGGGAGUCCGAGCUGGUUUACACAUCAAAACAACAGAUCCUGGAGGUUCGUCAGUCUGACAUUGACCGGGAGCUGAGAUUAUUGAUGGAAAAAGCAGACGAGACUAAGACUGAGGCAGAUCAGGCCCGCGAAAAGGAGCUGGUGGAAGAGUUGAUCAAGACAGUGGAAGACAGGAAUAACAUCAUCGACAGGUUGGACGAAGAUAGACUCAGGGAGAAGGAGGAGGACCAGAUGAUGGAGGCCAUGAUCCAGCGAAUGGAUGGCACCAAGGACGCAGAGCAACCCAAGAAGACCAAGAACAAGUUCAGCCCCAUGAAGAUUUUGAAGGGGCUCGGGAUCAAAGCCAAGGGCAAGGAAUGAGCUAAUGGACUGGGAGUCAUCUUUUCCCCCCACCCAACCCCCCCCCACCCCAGUGGGCCCACUUGUCAUCAGCUCUACGCAAGCCCAGCCUCUAUGACUUCCAUCUUCUAGGACAUUACCUUGGCCUCUCAUUUUAGUCUGGGGAUUAAACUGGUCACUGAAGAGCUGCAUUGUUGGAAGUGCCUUCCCGUUAAGGCUGACAUUAAAAGA